This is a messenger RNA of Halichondria panicea, 1878 nucleotides long. Its product is annotated as polypeptide N-acetylgalactosaminyltransferase 2-like. Gene Ontology annotation, biological process: protein O-linked glycosylation. The coding region runs from base 29 to 1786 and encodes 585 amino acids. NCBI's taxonomy places the organism in Eukaryota, Metazoa, Porifera, Demospongiae, Suberitida, Halichondriidae. The transcript has 15 exons. Gene Ontology annotation, molecular function: polypeptide N-acetylgalactosaminyltransferase activity. Gene Ontology annotation, cellular component: Golgi apparatus. The record is from RefSeq and is a predicted model, not a curated record.
AGGUGUGGUGCACUUUAAUUGGAACGUAAUGCUUCUACCUGGCCAGUUGAACAGUCUACCUAGGUACAGCUGGUACAGCAUUGAGAGGACCGAGUGCAAUCAAGGAGGAUCUCUGAGGAUGAGGUUUAAGAUCAGGCACUUAGUAAGCAUUCUAUUAGUCAUCUGGGUGCUGGUUACCUUCUAUUUCCUGGCUCCCUCCCUAUUUGGACCAUCCAAACAAAAAGUCUAUGAUCAUCGCUCACCUAAUGAGAAAGUCAUUCACAGUAACGAAAUUUUGAGCCAUGAAAAACCGCUGGAAAAACUACCACUGGAGCGUAGUGAACCCCAUUCGCCUAAUCUGGUUGGCUUCAAUGAGACACACUAUAUGCUGACUGCUCCACGGGACCACGAUGCAUACAAAAAAAAUGCGUUCAAUCAAGAGGAGAGUGAUAAACUGGCCAGCAACAGGGCUGUACCAGACUCAAGGACUAGAAUGUGUCGUUCUGUGGAGUACGAUAAAGACUUGCCGGACACUAGCGUCAUCGUCACUUUUCACAAUGAAGCAAGAUCCACUUUGCUCAGAACAGUUGUCAGUGUCCUGAAUCGAAGCCCACCUGAGCUGAUUCGAGAGAUCAUUCUUGUUGAUGACUACAGUGACAAUCCUGAUGAUGGUCUCAUGCUUGAAAAGCUGCCUAAAGUGAAAGUGCUUGCUAACAGUCAAAGAGAAGGUCUUGUACGGUCGAGGGUAAAGGGUGCUGACUUUGCAACUGGUGACGUACUCACAUUUUUGGACAGCCAUUGUGAAUGCAACGUGGGCUGGUUAGAACCUCUUCUACAGCAUGUGAAGAAUAAUCCCCUAGCUGUGGCUAGCCCAAUUAUAGAUGUUAUCAAUAUGGACAAUUUUCACUACGUUGGAGCGUCUUCAGACCUAGUAGGAGGCUUUGACUGGAGCCUACAUUUCAAGUGGGAUGGAUUGUCACCUGAACGCAGAGCAAAACGAGUCUCCCCAACAACUCCUAUUCAAUCUCCUAUGAUAGCAGGAGGCCUCUUCUCUAUGAGAAGACAGUGGUUCAUUGACAGUGGGAAAUAUGAUACAGAUAUGGACAUCUGGGGUGGAGAAAACUUUGAGAUCUCUUUCCGUGUGUGGAUGUGUGGAGGCUCUAUGGAGAUUGUACCAUGCUCACGAGUGGGUCAUGUAUUUAGAAAGAGACACCCAUACAGCUUCCCAAAAGGAAAUGCAGUAACCUACAUCAAAAACACCAGACGUACUGCUGAGGUGUGGAUGGAUGAGUAUGCCAAACACUACUACGCUGCUCGACCGGGUGUUAAAGGAAGGGAUUAUGGAGACGUAUCAUCACGGAAAGCUUUACGAGAGACACUACAUUGUAAGAGCUUCAAGUGGUACCUGGAGAAUGUCUACCCUGAACUAAAGGUCCCUGAUACUGAUGUGUUGGCUGAAGGCCAGUUGAAGCACACUAACAAUAUGUGUAUGGACACUCUGGGAGGCAGGGCCGGGGGCAAACUAGGCCUGUACCAGUGUCACGGAGAGGGAGGAAAUCAGGCCUUCUCUCUGACUAAGAGCAAACAGAUCAAACAUGAGAAGCUUUGUCUGGGUACUCAAGGAGAGCAAGUGGUAUUGUGGAGCUGUAUCAGUACCUCCUCAGAUCAACACUGGGAGCUCACACAAAACGGGAUGCUUAAACACAUUGCUGAUGGUCUUUGCAUUGACAGUAUAACCGGAGAGGUCCAUAUUGUGACGUGUGAACCUGGUAGACAGUCUCAAGCAUGGAAUUUUAAUAAACUAUAAUUUAUAGCAAUAGCAAUUCGCACGAAUCAUUUUUUGUAGAAAAUUCACCAUCAUUCAUAUAUAUUUCUUGAUGAUUGAUCAUUGACAAGUGA